AUGGAUAGACUGGAAGUUGGGGAAUUGGUAUUGGUACCCGCAAGCGGUAAUUCUCUCAAAUUUGAACGUGUAGAAAUGUUUUAUCAUAGAAAGCCUGAUGCAAAUGUAAGGGAGGAGGGAGGGGGAGGAUUUAACUUUUUAAUUUAA
Messenger RNA from Meloidogyne enterolobii, 147 nucleotides. The record is from the annotation of a GenBank genome assembly. NCBI's taxonomy places the organism in Eukaryota, Metazoa, Nematoda, Chromadorea, Rhabditida, Meloidogynidae.